CAGAAGAAACAGAUAGUUUGAAACCGGUAAUGGUAUGGAUUCAUGGUGGGGGUUUUGUUAGUGGAUCCAGUUCAACCCAACUUUAUGGUCCAGAGUUUUUGCUUACUCAAGAUGUAGUUCUUGUAACCAUUAACUACCGACUAGGAAUAUUUGGUUUCCUGCGUAUAAAAGAUCCAAAGUUUCACAUAAGUGGAAAUAUGGGUUUUAAGGACCAGGUAGCUGCACUGAGAUGGGUGAAGAACAAUAUAAUUCAAUUUAAUGGCGACCCAAACAAUAUCACUCUGUUUGGCGAAAGCGCUGGUUCAGCUUCGGUUCACCUUCACAUUUUGUCUCCACUUUCCAGCAAUCUAUUUCACAAAGCAAUACUUCAGAGCGGAUCUGCUCUAAACCCUUGGUCUGAAGAAUGCAAUCACAACGCUGUAACCAUUGCUAGGUUAGCUAAUAAGAGCGUAGACACAGAAAAAGAAGCUGUGGAGUACCUUCGAGGCAUUUCUGUAGAAGAACUGUUUGCUUUACAAACUACAACAAUAGCAAAGGCAGAGCCAGGUUCAAUAUGGCCAUUCGGUUUGGCAAUCGAGGAUAGCUCAAACAGAGGUGCCUUUAUGUCAAGAAGACCUAUAGAUAUUAUUACCUCAGGGGAUUACAACAAGGUCCCUAUUAUUUUCGGAUAUAAUAGUAGAGAAGGUCUCGUAUCUCAAUUGAAUAAAGUUGCCAAGGGAUCAUUUAAGGCUGAAAAACCGGAACAUUUUAUACCACACAAUGUGAAUUUUAAAAACAAUGUAAUUCUACGUCGGAAUUACGUGGAUAAGUUGAAAAAUUUGUACUUUUCUGGAACCACCGAAGAAGAGGCUGUGAUCUCAAUUUUAGGAGACGCCUGGUUUGUAGUUGGAAUUAUAGGAGCUGUAAAGGGUCACUCUCAAACAUCUAUGUUACCAAUUUACUUAUACAAGAUGUCUUUGGAUACUAAGCUAAAUAUGUUUAAGACUAUGCUAGGCAUUAAUGAUAUUCCAGGAUGUGCCCAUGCUGAUGACAUUGGCUAUCUGUUCAAAACAUUUGUAACUCCACCUAUCGAAGCAGACAGCACUGAAGACAUCAGUUUGAGGAAUGUUCUGAAAUUAUGGACCAACUUUGCCAAGUAUGGCGACCCCACUCCUGACGAAACCGAAUUCGGUAUUACAUGGAAACCGACAAAGGCGCGCCAAUUGAAUGUUUUGAAUAUUGGAUCAGAGCUAAGUUUGUCGGUAAAUCCCGAGAAUAAGAGGCUGGAGUUAUGGAGAGAGUUGUACAGUCAGUCGCAAGCUACAAUAAAAUAUUUGUAAAAUAAAAAUCGUCAAUAAAAAAUAAAAUGAACGUUAAUAUAAAU
Messenger RNA from Sitophilus oryzae (rice weevil), 1363 nucleotides. RefSeq names its product esterase B1-like. The transcript has 7 exons. The record is from RefSeq and is a predicted model, not a curated record. Bases 30 to 1319 code for a protein of 429 amino acids. Gene Ontology annotation, molecular function: hydrolase activity. Lineage: Eukaryota; Metazoa; Arthropoda; Insecta; Coleoptera; Curculionidae.